GUUUAGUUUGAUAGAAAUCGUAAAGAAAUAAACAUCAAUUAGAAAGGCAUAAAUACGGACAAAUAGAAGGAUAUCAACCACGCUUGCAGUCGCGUUCUAGAAUCCUUUUGCCAUUACUGUUGUUCCUAGAGCAGUGCAUGUGGUAACUGUAGAUUUUCACAUCCUGGAUUUAUUCAUGGUUCAUGUCAAUGCCUGACAAGACAAAGUUGUAUGGCAUGGCAUGGCGGUGUAGAGAUAAGCACAGCCGAUAUUCAGAAUACUUUUGUGACAAUUACGGUGUAGUAGUGUGUCGUCAACUCUAGAAUAAGGAAAGAGCGUCUGUUUAAGGCGGCAAAAACAGUCACAACAAAUCGUAAAAUUUUAUUACGCUUCUUCCCUCCGUCAAGGCCGUUCAACAGCUUACUAUGUAUUUCCCUCGAUGGUCCUAAGCGAAACCUGCUGAGAAGAUUUUAAGUGAUCGGUGAAGUGUUAUUAUUUAGAUAUUUGGUUUGAUGAAAAUAUUAAUUAUGGAUUGAAUGGUUCAUAUAGUGUAAUUUUAUGUACGGAACAGUUUUGAAAUCUAAAACUGCCACAUAGAAAAUAGAUAAAAUAAUGUUAUUCUUCUUAUGUAGUUCUGUGACGUGUGACUAGUCAUUACAUAUAUCUGACUUAAGUGUUAUAUUAAAACAGUGCAAUCAUUUAAGCUAUUCUGUGUGCGUGAUUUACUAUACGUGCGGUGCAUAAAAAUGAACACAUAUGUUCUUUAACUGUACGAGUAUGGUACAUAAAUAAGCAAUAACGAAAACUUAGUGGAUCUAUAUAGUUGAAUACAUGUGACAAAAACAGUGCUUUUUAAGUGAAUAUUGAAUACUAGAGUAAAAAUUCAUGCCUAAUACAACAAUUUACAGAUCUUAAAGUAAAGAUCUUAAGUUCAUUCGCAAAUUAUAAAAAAAUAUGAUGCCAAUGUAGUGUGAAGUAUCAAAAUUUUAUGUUAACAAACGUUUCAUGAUUAGAGCUGUACUAGAAAAAUUUCCAGACCAAUAACCCAGGAAAUUGGAAAGUGUUUAGCUGCUGUAUAUAGACUGUUUCACUCCAUGUAGCAAAAACUAAUUAUCAAACCAAAGAAACGAUUACAUUGAGCUUAUCUUAUCAAAGAUAUUUGAAUUUGACAUCGUCUAAUCAUCAAAGCGGUCCCGUCAUACAGUAGAACUCAAUAAUCCACACUACAGCUUAUACAUAGUAGUAUGCUAUGUAUAAAUGUGUUUUGAUGACCUGACUUAAAUUACUGCUUUGAAGCUUGAAUUUAAGUUUCGUCGAUUGUAUUUUUGUUUGCUGCUCGCCUUCUAUCCAUAGCUCCAAAGCCAAAGAGCAUCGUCAUUUGGCAAGCACAUAGCAGAUCAACAAUAAAACAUGACUACAACUUUAUCCAUCUGAUCGAACGAAUUACAACAACAUAAAAUUGCGAAACGAACAACCAGUUAUGCUCUGAUAAUCACUCUAAUAUUUGCGUAUCCACGAAUUCAUUUUGGUACAGCUACAAAAGGUUCAGGUUGCUUUUGAUUACCAUUGUAUAUGCGUUUAGCUAAAGAUAGCUGAAAAAGUCCUCACCUUUUGAACGUGUUACGAUACAUUUACGUUACGAUAUAUUUCGCUACAGCGAUAAAAAAUCAUCUAUAAGUGCUCUUGGCGAUAUCGCGUCGAUUCUUGAAUCAUAUGAUUGGAACAUCGCAAACACCAUUCAAUGACAUAGUUGGUGAUCGAAAACACAAUCCAUUAGUAGCCAGUUCUCUCUUGGAACAUUCACGAAGGUAUCAGUGUUGUUCGAUAGGAUUCGGUGGCCCCAAAACCAAAGCGACGACUGUAUAGCUACGCAUUUUCAUGUGAUAUCUUUUUGUAUUUUAUGCCACCAAUUGUGAGCAAGAAAUUAAACAUCAAAUUCCACAUAAAUUCAUGGAUUUAUGAUACUCAUUUGCCCAAUGCGACACACACAUUGGUGUAGCUAACGGAGCUAAGUUGUCUGGUCAAAUAAUCGUUACUGUCAUAUUCACUUGCAAAUUUCUCAAUCAGUCAGAUCAAUCCAAAGACAAAAGCUAAACAUUCACCAUGACUAUGAGUACAAAUAACUGUGAAAGUAUGACAUCAUACUUCACAAAUUCCUAUAUGAACUCAGAUAUGCACGGCCACUACCCGGGGACGGGGGUGGACGGCCUGGACACGAGUCAACAGAUGUACAGUCAUCAUAACCAAGCCCACACGAACCAGGCAAACAUGCCACCAUAUCCGAGGUUUCCUCCCUACGAUCGAAUGGGCUACUAUCAACAAACGAUGGAUCCAGCGGGAUACGCGAGGGCAGACAGUCCGUCAAGUCAGGUGGGUGGCGUGAUACCUCCUCAAUCCAACGGCAAUCCGUUACAGCAGACGCAAGUACAACCCCAGCAACAGCAACCUAUCGUUUAUGCGAGCUGUAAAUUACAGGCUGCCGUUGGCAACGGUCCAAAUGGGCUUGGUACGUAUGGGACCGAGAAUGGGUCUCCUCCGCUGGAUCAGAUGGGGCAUCAUAUGGGCACAGCACAAAUGACAAUACCUCAGCACCAUAUGGGUCACUCGCAAGGACAGGAAUGCUAUCCUGAACAAGUACAUCAAACCCCACAACACAUGGCAAUGUAUACGAACGCGGGCGGAGGUCCACCGGGUGUAACACAGCAGCAGCCAAAUAUGAUGCAUCAGCAACCUCCUCCACUCCAUCAAGGACAACAAGCUCCGCCAAAUAGCCAAAAUGCUAGCUCUGGUCUUCAGUCGCCUUUAUAUCCUUGGAUGAGGAGCCAGUUCGAACGAAAACGUGGGCGGCAAACUUACACCCGUUAUCAAACCUUGGAACUGGAGAAAGAGUUUCACUUCAAUCGCUAUUUAACACGACGACGAAGAAUUGAAAUUGCACAUGCUCUAUGCUUGACUGAACGCCAAAUCAAAAUCUGGUUCCAGAAUCGACGAAUGAAGUGGAAAAAAGAAAACAAAACCAAAGGUGAACCGGGCUCGGGUGAUGAAAAUGACAUGACACCACCGCAGUCUCCAGCAUAAAAACGGCACGGUACCGUCGAGAAUCGUUCAAAGCAACAAAAAUUACUUCUCGCACCAAACACAAAUAGGAGUAACUGCCGUCCGCGUGUUAGCAGAUAAUCGGAAUCGAGUUCCUCCAUCAUUAAAAUAACGAUCUAGGAUCAAAAAUUUGAGUCUUCGCAGUGACAUGAAUACAAAACGGUGUGUGUUUCAAGUGUGUGUUACUAUUCUUUUGCCUAUCGAAUUAUUUGAGCUCCAAUACAAUCAUUUUAUUUACAUACAUGGUGGUUAUGGUUUCGUAUUUGAAAUUAAUCACAUACAUUUAUAAUCUCGUUGUACUAGCUAAAGUAAGCAACACAUCAAAUAUGAAUUCAUUCGGAUCAUGUAGCGGUCAAUCAAAUGUAUUUUGGGCAGAAAAAUAUUAGGAAUGCGCGAUGUAAUAAAAACAACUUAUGUGACCUCAAACUUAAUUUUAAAGACAGAACUAAACAAUUAUAAGAAUUGACUUUCAUACAUAAACACGCAAAAUGGCCAGCAGGUCGUUAAAUUACUACAUAGAAAUUAAACAUAAACUGUUACUAGUAGGUUGUACACUAUCAAAGAAAACAAAUUGUGUGUACAAGGAUUUCUAAUAAACAUGGACUACUCUAACAUAGUAGUUCCAAUGACGAUGUGUAGUCGAAACGAGGUCAUAGAAAAAAAUCAUCAUGGAAUUGUAUAAAGAAAGGUCAAAUCAGAGUAUAAAAAAGGAAAGAACUGGGUUAACUCAUAUGAAUGUACAAAAUUGCGUCAGUGACCGCAACCAUUUCUCUUAGAGGAAUAUGGAUUUUCAUCCAAACGUUGUGGUGCGACUAAUUAUAAUUAAACAAAAAGAGACAAAUGUAUACAAUUAUAUUACAAAUAUUGUGAACAAAAAAGUGAAAUACGCAUAAUUUGAAUCCAGAAAAUUCAUCAUCUGAAUAAUGUUGGAAAACUGAUUCGAAAACUGAAAACAUAUAAGAGAGAAAACAAAUAGUCUGCUUGGUCCUCAUGUAACAUCAACAAACAACUUGCAUUACCAAAAACAUGGAUCACAAUUAUAUGAAUUCGAUUCAAAACUUCACUUUGAUUGUCACAGUAAAAAAGAAAAAAAAUCAAUAGCUGUGAUGCUCUUACGUAAAACAAUGAAUCAAACAUGUGAAAUUCGAACCAGUUGCUGUGUAUUGGAAUAAUAGGAUCAUAUUGUAAAUGUGACAUUGAGUAAAGCAAACAUCGUUUUAAUUCACUAUUACAGUGACGAUUCGAAUUUCUGUAAGCAGAAUGGCUCAGAGUACAUAGCAUAAAGCAUUAGAAAUAUGUUGUCUAAUUCUCUUGAACUACAUGUUUUUCUAAGCCACGAAGAAACAACAACAUUUCAAAGCAAGAACCCCCAAAAUGAACUCAUACCAAAGUCAAUAGAAUAAUUAUGUUUUUUAAGCUCCUUUUAUCAGCAUCAUAGUUUUCAUAGUAAUCAUCAGCAAUUCAUGAGUUUUUGUAUUCUGUUCAGCUAUUUGCAAUACCCUGCAAUUCAUUGUUUGUUUGUUUUUUUUCUUCAUGAAAUGUUUUACUGUUAUUGUAUCAGAACGACGUAUCUAGAAAUAUGAACGUAAUUUAUUAUCAUGACAAGCUUUAGUUACUCGCUCAUUAAACAAACUAGUAGAACAAACUGGUAACAAGCUAAAGUGAAUACACAAACACAAUGACAACAUAAUUUUAAAUGUCUCAAAUAACAAGAAAAAUCCGAAUUAUUCCUUAAGAAAGACAUAAUAAAACACCCAGUGGAAUAAUAGUUAAGGAAAAUGGAAUCUGGUCAAUAUUCUCCUUCGAGAUGAAUGUGCAUUAUAAAUAAGUGCACCAUUGAAUAAAUUUUGGUAAUUUACCGUCUCAUGCUAGGCGCCUGAGACCAAAAUGAUGAAAAAGGAACCCGUAACGUUGUAUACGAUUUUGUACAAAAAUCUUACAGUCGCUAUUUACUGUGCUAUUUAAAUAGUAGAAUUUACUUGACACUGAUUGUAUACAUUUUUUUUAAAUUACGUUUUCAGGAUAAUAAGAAACAUAAUUGGAUGGGUUAGAGUUUUUAUCAUCUCACAUGAAUGUGUGAAUCUGUAAGUUGCAGGUAAAUUUAUUUUGUUGUGAUAUUAUGGAAUUUAAACUUUUCUACUUGUCUGCCUAAUGUUGGCACAAUGUUCAACUCAUCAAAAUCAAAACAUAAGGGAGCAUUCAGAAGCCUAAUUUCCAAAAAACGAAUAUACGUAAACAAUGAUACAUUGAAAGUAGAAAAGCAAACCGAAAAAUAACAGUAAUUUAUAAAUAUAACAAGAUUUGGUGGUUUGAUUUGCGAUCGCCGUUCUGAAAAAAGCAACAAAAACAAAUAAAGCAAGCACAAAAAUAAACAUAAAAACUGUUAGCCUUUAAGGGACUGUGUAACUGUAAAGCAAAACGAAAUGAUAAUAUGUAUCUUGGAUGAUCGGAACAAACUCUAGGAAGUGUUUGUUGCCAUCGUUUUGUUUCUUUUUUUUUUAGAAAUAGUAGCACUAGCUGCGCCCAAGUGACAUGAAAAUUGUGGUGACAUCUCUGAUUGAAAUAUGAAAGUGGAAGUAUGUAAAAACUGUUUCCGUAACAUUUUUUCCUUCAUGUAAUUGCUGCAAAAAUAUCAAGAUGAUAAAAGGGGACAAAAUCUACAACAUUAUUUUAGCUUGAUUUUGGAAGAAACAGUUUACCAGGAGUUGGCCGAAAGAAAUUGGAUGUAUUAGAUGUCCACAGAAUUUAACCAUUUAGCAUAAGAGCAGAAAAAGCAACCUUGCAAAGAAGGUCCAGUAAUUUACUUAUUGCUGGUACACACAAAAUUCAAACAGUAACAGCAAAUACAUGUCCCAUCCCGUGAUUGACACAAAAUUUAUCACGUGAGCACAACAAGUGAAACAAAGAAAAAACCAACAAAUGUGUAACUAAAUUUGUACAUAAAACUAAGUCCCGAAGGCAGCCAGAAAGUAAUAAAUGCGAAAAACAAAA
This is a messenger RNA of Anopheles arabiensis, 6066 nucleotides long. RefSeq names its product homeotic protein antennapedia (gene Antp). The record is from RefSeq and is a predicted model, not a curated record. NCBI's taxonomy places the organism in Eukaryota, Metazoa, Arthropoda, Insecta, Diptera, Culicidae. Gene Ontology annotation, cellular component: nucleus. Gene Ontology annotation, biological process: anterior/posterior pattern specification; negative regulation of transcription by RNA polymerase II. Gene Ontology annotation, molecular function: RNA polymerase II cis-regulatory region sequence-specific DNA binding; DNA-binding transcription factor activity, RNA polymerase II-specific. The transcript has 6 exons. Bases 2083 to 3057 code for a protein of 324 amino acids.